Messenger RNA from Striga asiatica, 1017 nucleotides. Lineage: Eukaryota; Viridiplantae; Streptophyta; Magnoliopsida; Lamiales; Orobanchaceae. The record is from the annotation of a GenBank genome assembly.
AUGGGUGAUUUUGGGUAUGGAAAGAUCUACAGGUCCCACUUAUUCGGGGAGCCGGCAAUUGUCUCGGCCGACGCCGACCUGAACCGAUUCAUCCUGCAAAACGAGGGCCGGUUGUUUGAGUGCAGCUAUCCGAGGAGCAUCGGGGGCAUUUUGGGAAAAUGGUCAAUGCUCGUCCUCGUUGGCGAUAUGCACCGAGAUAUGAGGACUAUCUCCCUCAAUUUCCUCACAAAUGCCAGCCUCAAAACCCGUCUCUUAGCCGAGGUUGAAAAGCACGCGCUCCUCGUCCUCUCCUCGUGGCCGCACAACUCUGUUGUCCGCGCACAGGACGAGGCCAAAAAGUUCACAUUCAAUUUAAUGGCUGAGCAUAUAAUGAGCCUUCAGCCAGGGAAGCCCGAGACAGAGAAGCUGAAGUUGGAAUAUAUCACGUUUAUGAAAGGCGUAAUUUCUGCACCCUUGAAUUUCCCGGGAACUGCUUACUGGAAGGCCUUACGGUCUCGAUCGACGAUCCUUGGAUUUAUCGAGCGGAAAAUGGAGGAGAGGAUGUUGAUGGAGAAUAGAGGGAAUGAUCUGCUGGGUUGGGUGCUCAACAAUUCAAAUCUAUGGAAAGAGCAAAUAAUGGACUUAGUUUUGAGCUUGUUGUUUGCUGGCCAUGAAACCUCUUCAGUUGCUAUAGCUCUCGCCAUAUAUUUUCUGCAAGGCUGCCCCACUGCACUUCACCAAUUGAGAGAAGAGCAUUUGGGAAUAAGCAUGGCGAAAAGGGAAAGAGGGGAGACAGAGAGAUUGAGCUGGGAUGACUACAGAAAAAUGGAGUUCACUCAAUGUGUCAUAAGCGAGACUUUGAGGCUGGGGAACGUGGUUAGAUUUCUACACAGAAAAGCCCUCAAAGAUGUUAGGUAUAAAGUGUUGCCGGUGAUUGCAGCAGUGCAUUUAGAUGCGUCAGCAUUUGACCAGCCUUGGCACUUCUACCCAUGGAGAUGGCAGCAGCAGGUAAUUUCUUUAUUUACUCUACUCAUUAAU